This is a messenger RNA of Oryza brachyantha (malo sina), 1470 nucleotides long. RefSeq lists its product as uncharacterized. The coding region runs from base 25 to 1056 and encodes 343 amino acids. The transcript has 3 exons. The record is from RefSeq and is a predicted model, not a curated record. NCBI's taxonomy places the organism in Eukaryota, Viridiplantae, Streptophyta, Magnoliopsida, Poales, Poaceae.
UACAAGAGGGCCCCUGGUUUCCCAAUGCACAUACCACGCCUCCCCCUCCUCCUCAAGAUCGCCGCCGCGGCCGCCGCCGGCGCGCUGGCGCUCACUGUCGCCGCGGGGCUCCGGCGGGACGACGCCGUCGCCUCUCUCCGGAGGGAGGUGCGCGACGCGAUAACCACCCUCGCCCCGAGCAGCGAGGACGGCGCCGGCGAGGGGGAGGGGGAGGGCGAGGAGGCCGAGGCCGCGCCGCCGUGCGUGCUGAUCACGGGGUUCCGCGCCCACGGGAAGAGCUCGCUGGUGAACACCGCCUGCAGGGCGCUCGCGGCCGAGGAGGGCCCGCUGCUGCUGCGCGCGGAGGCGUCUCCACCCGGCGGCGGGUCCGACGGCACGCGGAAGCGGCGGAGGGUGAAGGCGGCGGUGGCCGCGGAUGGCGGUGAAAUGGGGGCGGAGGAAGCCGUCGUGGAGCUUCUGGACGCGCCGCCGCUCCCCGAGGCGGCCAGGUUCACGAGGGCCGACAUCGAUGCGGCGAUCAGCGGGGGGAACCCGGAGUGCGUGGUGUUGGCGCUGCGCUGCGACGCGCCCUCGAAGGAGCGGAACGCCGCCGUGAAGCGCCUGCCGGAGAUCUCCGCCGCCGUGAGGGCAAAAGGUCUGAAUUUGAUCGUUGUAUUGACUUUCAAGAAGGGCAUGAGAUCAGUAAGACAAGCUGAGGAGCUUCUACGAGAGGUUUCAUUCAGGGCCAGAACAGAUUGUGUCUAUUUCAUCGAGAACUACACCUGGAACAACAAUGGGCCCAACCUUCGCCAUCCUCCUGUCAUCAGGAAUGACUUUGAGACACAUUUUACAGUUCUGACAAUCAUUCGACAGUGUCUUGAGUUCAUCAAGUUAAAUAGGAGCCAAUCCAAGCGGGAGGAAAAUGGUGACAAGGGAAAUUCAGGAGAUCCCAGCCACAAAAACACACCAGAAAAAGUCUUAACGUCAGAUGCUAAACCUUCAGGAGACCAGAUACUUAAAUCUGCACCGGAAAAAACCUUAGUGGUGGAUACCAAAUCUGGUCUGCCUGUUCAAUGAUUACUGAAAUGUCAGCAAUCAAGAGCACGCUGAUCUAUCAUCACAUAUUUGCACAGGUUAUCAGUUCAGAGUUCAGAAAUCCAAGCACCAACAGUAGUAAUCUGAACCUGAAAGUGCCAGGAGUUCUUCUGGGCUCAUCCUCUCUAGCUCCCUCUGCCUCCAAGCAGGGUAGUUGUUCUGCGUCUCACCUGAACCGGAGGCAUAAUCUCUCGGGUGGGCUUGUGAUUUCAUCCUAAUGUACAGCCUCAUUGCUGCCACACAGUCGUCGUAGGGGUCCUGAAUGCCAGUGUGGAUAUCGUACCUGCAAUGGGGAGUCAAGGACAGUAUUGUCAGCAUUAUUGCAAAGUCUAAAAGUGUAUAGAGAUUAUCAGCCUCAAAUUUUGGCUUAUAAGCAUAAGUAGAAGUGAAUUCUAC